Messenger RNA from Lingula anatina, 1464 nucleotides. Its product is annotated as sorting nexin-10A. NCBI's taxonomy places the organism in Eukaryota, Metazoa, Brachiopoda, Lingulata, Lingulida, Lingulidae. Gene Ontology annotation, molecular function: phosphatidylinositol phosphate binding. Gene Ontology annotation, biological process: vesicle organization; intracellular protein transport. Gene Ontology annotation, cellular component: endosome. The record is from RefSeq and is a predicted model, not a curated record.
AGAAAAUAAAUUAUCAGAAUUAAGCCGUUUGUUUCAAAGAGUCUUUGUUUUUCUGUUAUUGAAGCACUCUGACUUUCUUUCGUUCCUCAGUGUUGUCAACAUCCGGUUUCACCCGGAAGUAAGUUGUGAAUGAAUGAAUGAUGACUGCUGGCGCAGUGUAAGAAAGUAAUUUUUGUACAGAAUUUGGGGGCAACCAUGGAUACUACCAGGAAUUUUACCAAGGUGACGGUGAGGAAUCCAGUGACACAUGAUCAAGAAGAGACAGGAAAAUACACAUCAUAUGAGAUACUUCUUGAGACUUCCAGUAUUGCAUUCACCCACCCUUCAUCAGUAGUAAGAAGGAGAUACAGAGAGUUUGACUGGCUGAAAAAACAGCUCAAAAUGAAUCAUCCUUUCCACUCCCCACCUAGUCUUCCUCCCAAGAAAUGGGACAAAUUUGAACCCCACUGCAUAGUUGAUAGAUGCAGAGGAUUAGAACAGUUCCUCAAAGAUUGUUGUUCCCAGACGGUUUACCUGUCGGACAGUUUAUUCCACCUGUUCCUGCAGUCGUCACUGUCCACCAAUGAGAUGAUGCAUGUGGUGUACGGGAAAGGCAAUGACAGGAGCGUCCUGGAUGAGAUUCUACACUCUGGCUGUGCCUUUGACAACUCCCAUUCCGGCAACCCAGGAACAUCCAGCUCCAUCAACACAGAGUGCGAGGUCAUAGUACAUAGAGAAGAGGACGCUACAUAAUCAUGUGACCAGAUCACAUGAUAGUCAUGUGAGCAGUAUCAAUGUGCCAUUUACAGUUACAAGGGACCAGUAUAAGAUAUGAAGCCUAGAUAGAAUGAGGCAAACAAGGCACUUACUUCUUCUGAAAAAAAUCUCCACAUUUUGUUUGCUGAUACUGGUCAGUGAAGCAUGGUCACAUGAUGAUGGUCAGUUGUGAUCCAUCCCCCCUGAGUCAAUUUAACAUUCCAAAGUGUAUAUUGGUCACAAAUGCUAAAAUUCCUGCAAUUACUUGUUUUUGGAAUGAAAGCCAAUUUAACAUUGUAUGAUUAAUAUUAUUUCAUUGUGCAAAAAUAUGAAUCUCUUCCAAAUUUCUUAACUGAACAAAUGUUACCUAGUACACACUUAAAUUUUAUUAUUCUUUUUUUGUCUGUUGCUGAUUUUUAAAACUUAAUAUAUUAUGGAAUUUAUUCUUCAUUUGUUGAAUUCAUACAUUCAACUUUAUCUUAAGGUGACUUGUAUAAGGUGUCACAUUUUACACAUAUUUUGAUUGAGCAUCUGCUUUUAUCUUUCUUAAUUUUACUCAUACUGUUUUAAUGUGCAAUAUGUUCAUGUUGCAAUAAUACAUUUUAUCCGUUUAUCAUAAAAUCAAAAUAACUUGCGUCGUCUGUGAAUUUUUUUUGUUUUGGUUAUUUUAAUGAUUAGUUAUUGUAUGUAGAGCAAAUGUAUAUACUUGUAAAUAAGAUGUAUUACAAU